Messenger RNA from Sodiomyces alkalinus F11, 1901 nucleotides. RefSeq names its product family 43 glycosyl hydrolase. The transcript has 4 exons. Gene Ontology annotation, biological process: carbohydrate metabolic process. Bases 48 to 1724 code for a protein of 558 amino acids. Lineage: Eukaryota; Fungi; Ascomycota; Sordariomycetes; Glomerellales; Plectosphaerellaceae. The record is from RefSeq and is a predicted model, not a curated record. Gene Ontology annotation, molecular function: hydrolase activity, hydrolyzing O-glycosyl compounds.
GUCUCGUCUAGACACGUCGCAAACCUCCCAAGGUGAUAUACGAUAGCAUGAUGGUAUCAAUGUUGUCGAGACUGGCUACGGCCGUCUGUCUACUGUCAGGUGCCGUCAGCGGCCUGAUCAACCCCAUUAUCCCCGGCUUCAACCCUGACCCGUCUAUCAUCCGAGUCGGCGAGGACUUCUUUGUCAUCACGUCCAGCUUUGAAUUCUUCCCAGGUGUUCCCAUCUACCAUUCGAAGGACCUGGUCAAGUGGGAAACCAUCGGCCAUGCGCUCACAAGACCCUCCCAGCUUCCCCUCCGCGGCACUGCCCCGAGCGGAGGCGUCUUCGCCCCGACUCUUCGAUAUCACAACGGCACGUUCUACAUGACAACCACCUUCUUCGACGCCAUAAGCCCCCCGGACCACGUCAACAAACUCCCGCGCUCCUUCUACGUCAAGACGGACAACAUCUGGGAUGAGGAUUCCUGGAGCGAGCCGGUCUACUUCGACCAGUGGGGGAUUGACCCGGACCUGUUCUUCGACGACGACGGCCGCGUCUACUUCACGUCCACCUUCGCCGAGUUCGUCGACGAGGGCACCUUCGCCAACUGGAUCACCGAAGUCGACAUCGAGACGGGCAACUCCCUCUCGGACUCGCGGCUCUUCCACACCUCGACCGUGCCGCCCGACAUCGCCAACCCGCUCGUCGAGGCCAGCCACCUCUACAAGAUCAACGGGACCUACUACAUGAUCACGGCCGACUCGGGCACCGCCGAGCUGCACUCGACCAACAACUACCGGUCGCAGAGCCUCGACGGCCCGUGGGAGCACAACCCGCACAACCCCCUCCUCUUCAACGGCGCCGACAUGUCCCGCCCCGUCCUGUCCACGGGCCACGCCGACAUGGUCGAAGCCGCCGACGGGUCCUGGUGGGCCGUCUUCCUCGCCACCCGCCCGCAGAACCCGACCAACAGCUCCGGCCGCCCGCAGCUGGGCCGCGAGACCUUCUUGGUCCCCGUGCACUGGGACGAGGACGGCUGGCCCAUCUUCAACAACGGCGAGCCCGUCGUCGAGCACGACCCGGACGUCCUCUACGAUCUCGAGCGGCCGCGCGUCUGGCGCGACGACUUUGACGGCGCCCUGGCCGACAAGAACUACUACUUCCUCCGCGCGCCGUACAAGGAGUUCAUGGACUUCGACGCCGCCCCCGGCAAGCUCCGGCUGCACGGGAACCCCUACACGCUGUCGCACCGCGACACCCCCGCCGCGCUGCUCCGCAGGCAGGACGCCCUCAACCAGACGUUCAGCACCGAGCUGAGCGCCUUCGAGCCCUCGUCGCCGCGCCAGGAGGCCGGCGCUGCUGUCUAUCUGAACCUGCACUAUCACAACGAGAUUGCGGUGACGCUGGACGGGGAGACCGGGGAGCGCACCGUCGUGGUGAGGACGCGUACGGGCCCCGAGGCUACGCUGAACGAGACGUUCAUCCCCGACGAGGCCGUGGCGGCCGGCCAGCCUGUGCGGUUCUUUAUCGAGGCCCGGGAUGUUGGGUACCGUCUGGGGUACGCCGCUGGCAAUAACACGUGCUCGCCGAAAUGGGUUGCCAGCGUGGAGAAUCAUAACCUCCAGGCGUUUCUUGACGGGUGGCAGAACUUUGUGGGCACACACUUUGCCAUCUACACCACUGGCAACAAGCUGCCCAUUCUGAACCCUGCGGACUUUGAAUAUUUCCAGGUCACUCUGCAGUAGGUUUGAGUAGCUGGCGGAAGUUUCGUUUGAGCUUGGGAAAACGUUGAAGCAAGCACAACUUGUAGAAGGGUUAACAGUAUAAUUACUUCUAUACAAUAGAACCUGUAGCUUUCCUGGCAGAGCACGACAAGGAUAUCCGUUGGAAAUAUCAUGACUGUCUGAGAGCUAGACUUGGGC